AUGACACUCUCCAAAGGUCGCUAUGCUGUGACAUCACGGCGCUGUCGCCACUUAAAUACAUAUGAGAGUAAUUUUUCUAUUUAUAUCUAUCUAUCUAUCUAUCUAUCUAUCUACAUUCCUCUUCAGUUUCUAUCUUAUUCUCAUCAGUAUCUAUCUAUCUAUCUAUCUAUCUUCAUGUCUAUCUAUGUAUCUAUCUAUCUAUGUAAUUUUCUCAACUAUCGUAUGUUUUCAGUAUCUAUCUAUCUAUUCAUCUAUUAUAUUCAUCUAUUCAUCAUUCUAUCUAUCUAUGUAAUUUUCUCUAACCAUCGUAUGUUUUCAGUAUUCAUCUAUUCAUCUAUCUAUCUAUUCAUCUAUGUAAUUUUCUCAACUAUCAUAUGUUUUCAGUAUUUUCUAUUCUAUCUAAAAUUAUUUAUCUAUCUAUGUAAUUUUCUCAACUAUCGUAUGUUUUCAGUAUCUAUCUAUCUAUCUAUCUAUCUAUCUAUCUAUCUAUCUAUCUAUCUAUCUAUCUAUCUAUGUAAUUUUCUCAACUAUCAUAUAUGUAUCUAUCCAUAUAUCUAUCUAUAUAAUUCUCUUAUCUAUCUAUCUAUCUAUCUAUCUAUCUAUCUAUCUAUCUAUUGCAUUAUCUUCAGUAUCUAUCUAUUUAUCCAUCAAUCUAUCUAA
Messenger RNA from Acanthosepion pharaonis, 660 nucleotides. NCBI's taxonomy places the organism in Eukaryota, Metazoa, Mollusca, Cephalopoda, Sepiida, Sepiidae. The record is from the annotation of a GenBank genome assembly.